AUGAAUGAACUCAAUCGCAAGGAGUCAACUAAGUCCCUUCCUGAGCAAGUUGGAGAAUAUAUCAGUCAUCAUAAUAUAGAUAAAAUUGUGAAUAGAGCACUGAACCAUGUUUUGAGAACAAAGCCAAUCGACCCACUCUCAGCAAUAGCAACCAUACUUCUUUCAGAAGCUAAAAAUAGUCUGCCUGUAUUUGAUAGAAUUUAUGCAAGAAAAACUUUCCUCUAUGAGACCUCUACUAACCAAACUCUGAAGCUUUAGGUUUAUCUCAACUUCUAGGGUAGAUCUGAUAUUCGUUACACUCAUAUCUUGGCAUACGACCCAGAGGAAUAAGAUAAGUUUUUGUUCGACAACAAGGCUGAAAAAACUGGUCUCGAACAUGCUUGUGAUAUUAUUAACAACGAAAUCAGUCAGCAUCUUCAUGGUAAAGUUAUUGAAACAAUGGAUGAAAUUGAUCAAUAAUUGCAUUAUUUUUAUCAAGGCAAGAUGGAUGGUCAUUCUGAUAUUGGCUUUAAUGUUAUCAAAGCCUGCUCUGAGGCUAUUCUAUUCGCAGCUGCAAGCUGUUUUGAGAGAAUCAAUCUCUAUAAAUCAAUUAGAGUGAAUUAAUAUCAAAGUGAAUUCCCAGCAGUUCAUACUAAACUGAUGCUAACUUUGUUCAAUGGAGGCAAAUCAAAUGGGUCAGCUGUUAAGUUUUAAAAGUUCUAUCUCAUUAUAGACCCCUAUGAUAGAAAUGAGAAUCACAUUUAAACCGUGGAUAUUGUAGAUUCCUAUCUAAAAUUCCAAUAGGCUUUAAGAAAGGCAGUUUCAACUACCAAACAAGGUGAAGCUGGAUUUAAACCAGGCCCAGAUAGUAGCUAUUUUAACGCUCUUGGCUCUAUCAAUGAAACAUUUAAAAUUAUAGAAGACUCUAUUACUACCUCAGGAGCAAACACAGCUGAUGGCAAAGUUUUUAAGAUUGGAAUCAACUGCGAAGCUGAUUCAUAUUUCAACAAGGAUCCGAAGGAUGCGAACAAAUAUGAAGUGGAGGGUUAGAAAAAUCAAGCUGAUUAAGAUUAGCUUACUGAAUACUAUGCUAAGGUUUGCAAUGAGCAUCCACUUGUAGCUUACAUUGAAGAUCCUUUUGCUAAUCAUGAUGUAAAGGGUUAUCAAAAAAUUACUGCUAAGUUUAAGUCAGCAUUACCUCAUGUGAAGGUAGGGGUUAAGGCAAUGUUUAAUGAUGGAGCUAUUUAAAAGAUUGAUCAGAUGACUGUGUAUAAUAUGGUUCCCGGACCAAACAAUGAGAUGAUUGAAGAUGCCGACACUAAUAAGGAUAAAUUUACCCCUCAUUUGAUUCAUCUGAAUAGACAGCAUUUGAAAACAAUUUCUGAGCAUGCUCUCUAUCACAGAAAUUUGAUUUCCUAACCAAAAGAGAGGCAAUACAAUUAUGUGAUUGACGAUGGAAAGAUUGAAAGUUUACAGACCGGGAUUGUGGAUUUCGCUAUUGGAUUUGGAUUCGAAUACCUCAAUAUUUAAGGAUUCAUUAAGGCUGAAAAGGUUGCUAAGUCAGGAGAUUUCCCUAAAUUUGAAAGUUAACUUGCUAAGACUCUAGCACCAGAACUAGUGGCACCUAUUUAAGAUGGCAGAAACUUACUACAUAUCAUUUGUGCCUCAGGCUACACAAAAUAUGCUUAGCUGCUUUUGAACUCAGCCACUUAGAAACAAAUACUCAGUGAAUUAUUAGAUUCGAAAGAGGAGAAAGAGGGCUAGACACCCCUAUUUUUCGCAAUUAGAUGUGCACCUAAUGGAUUUCCUGAGAUUAUACAAUUGCUUAUUAAGAGUGGAUGUAACGUCAAUCUCAGAGAUAAACUUGGAAGAGCCGCAAUUCAUUUCGCUUGUGAACAAGGCCAAGAUGACACUCUAUAGCUCUUGAUUUAGCAUGGUGCUGAUUGCAAUGUCUAAGACAUAGAUGACUUGAAGACACCACUUCAUUUCGCUAUUUAGAAUGGCUAGUAUAAUGCAGUCUAGAUUCUAUGUGAAUAAGGAAACGCCAAGAAAGAGUUAGUUGAUAAAAAUGGUGACUCAGUUUUACAUUAUGCUGCCAUCGGAUAGGGUAAUGCUAAUCUUUAUCUUAGGUAUUUGAUUGAGAAGUAAGGCAUGAGUGUAUUCAUUAAAAAUGCAGAAAAAUUAACUCCAAAGGAAUUAGCUGAGAAAUUGAGCAAGUAAAAGUAUCAUAGAGUCAUAAAGAAUCUUAAAAACUAUGAAGCAAAGGAAACUGUUAAGAUUAAUGCUCAAAAGCAGUCAAAGGUUAAGAAGAUAAAGAAGAUUGUAAUUUAUGAAGACGAGAAAGGUAUUGUGCCUCUAUUAAUGAAAAAUAUAUGGGUAAGUGCAUUAGCACCUGUUAUAUUGGCCUUGCUAUUGUUAUUUAUUGAAAAGUUACUGUUUUGA
Stylonychia lemnae is the source of this 2421-nucleotide messenger RNA. The record is from the annotation of a GenBank genome assembly. Lineage: Eukaryota; Ciliophora; Spirotrichea; Sporadotrichida; Oxytrichidae.